This is a messenger RNA of Rhododendron vialii, 833 nucleotides long. Its product is annotated as fimbrin-5-like. The transcript has 4 exons. The record is from RefSeq and is a predicted model, not a curated record. Gene Ontology annotation, biological process: actin filament bundle assembly; actin filament network formation; cytoskeleton organization. The coding region runs from base 393 to 833 and encodes 146 amino acids. Gene Ontology annotation, molecular function: microtubule binding; actin filament binding. Gene Ontology annotation, cellular component: actin filament bundle; actin filament; cytoplasm. Lineage: Eukaryota; Viridiplantae; Streptophyta; Magnoliopsida; Ericales; Ericaceae.
UAAUAGCAAUAUCAGACGAUCACUAUUGUUGCCUAUCCUGAUCAAGUGAGGAUAUGGAUAGGUUGGCUCAAAAACAAAAAGAGUAAUACUAUACACCUUCCUUGGGAAACGUAUGAAUGAACUAUUUAAUCGAGAAGUGCGUGCCCAAUUACAGCACAGAGGCAGUGUAGUAAUAUUUCUUCGGAAGUAUUUUCCUGUUAGGUUAGGUUUUCAAUCUCCAUUGCACCAUACAUAUUUCUUACCAUGAAAGUGAGUUUAUCUACAUUAGUUCUUCAGGCCCUUUUCUCUGUGUUCCCAAUCUGCGGCUCUGUAUUAAACUUCCAAGUGGAAUUUCUUGCUGCGAGAAAUUUAAAGUCCUUGUACCUUUGUAUUCAGCUUUCCUGUGGCAGUUGAUGCGGUUUAAUAUGCUUCAACUUUUGAAGAACUUGAGGUCUCGCUCUCAAGGGAAGGAGUUCACCGAUGCUGAUAUUCUGAACUGGGCCAACAAAAAAGUGAAGAUCAUAGGAAGAACUUCUCACAUGGAUAGUUUUAAGGAUAAGAACCUUUCAAAUGGAUUAUUCUUCCUUGAACUUCUCAGCGCUGUUGAGCCAAGGGUUGUCAGCUGGAACCUUGUAACCAAGGGUGAAAGUGAUGAGGAGAAGAAAUUGAAUGCCACAUACAUAAUCAGUGUUGCCCGAAAGUUGGAUGUUCCAUUUUCUUGUUUGCCCAAGGACAUCAUGGAGAUUGCAAAGCUGCAGGAUGACAACAAGGCGUUAGAUCGCUUCACCAAAUCCAAAGAAGCUGCUUUGCUUGAAGCUGAGCGGAUUGAGUUGAGUGAAUGUAGAGUUGAGUGA